Ogataea angusta is the source of this 957-nucleotide messenger RNA. RefSeq lists its product as uncharacterized. Bases 1 to 957 code for a protein of 318 amino acids. The transcript has a single exon. The record is from RefSeq and is a predicted model, not a curated record. Gene Ontology annotation, molecular function: 2 iron, 2 sulfur cluster binding; iron ion binding. Lineage: Eukaryota; Fungi; Ascomycota; Pichiomycetes; Pichiales; Pichiaceae.
AUGUCCGAGCUCCCAAAAACUGUUCCUGCUACAUGGUACACCAGCGACAAAUUCAUAGAGGCGGCCAAGCACAAGAUCUACAAUAAGGGCUGGCACUUUGUGUCUAUUGUUAACGCGUUUUCCAUGCACCCUGAGCUGAACGACGGGCUGAAAGAGGCGUUGCAACUGGACUUCGUGGGCAACCCAUUUUUCGGGCUGUGCAACGUCGACGACCCCUACGCGGUCAAGAGUCUGAACCUGCGGUACGGUGUCUACAAGGACGUCGUAGAAGGAUGCACUAGCGAGGAAGAGAUAGCCGCGAGGAUCGAGAAGCUGGAAACAGUCAAUCACGUGGUCACCGAGGGCGGGCUGGUGUUCAUAACCCACGAAAGAACUCCCUCGCAGACUCUGGAGGAUUAUUUUGGGAACGAGCUGGGCCGGUUUAUUAAUAACAAGGAUUUCCGAAGCCGCACGCUGCGCCGCAGACUCGUAUAUGAGUGUGACUAUAAUUUCAUGACUUUUAUUGACGGGUACCAGGAGUGUUUGCACUGCCAGUAUACACACCCUGCUUUCAGCAAAGUGUAUCCGUUCGAGUUCUACAAGGUUGACAUUCACACCAACUUCUGCCGCCACCACUGCAAUCCUGUAGGCGAGCAGGACGACGCAGGACUAUUUCUGUAUUUUUUCCCAUCAUGCACCCUGAACCAAUACGGGGGAGGCAUGGGAAUUUUCCGCGCGAAUCCAGUCAACGGUAACAAGACGCGCAUGGAGUUUGAGUAUUUCUUCGACGGCAGCGACGAGCAGUUCGAGGCCUACUUCAAGUUUGCGAGACAGGUCGCGCUCGAGGAUAUUUGGCUGUGUGAGGCCGCGCAACAGAACCUGAUAGGUGGGGUGUACCAACGGGGUUUACUACACCCCAAAAAGGAAGUGGGGGUGGUUUACUACCAGUCGCUGGUUCGUGAAAGAAUCAUGGCUUAA